Messenger RNA from Hermetia illucens (black soldier fly), 1433 nucleotides. It is a transcript of the gene gt, whose product is annotated as protein giant. NCBI's taxonomy places the organism in Eukaryota, Metazoa, Arthropoda, Insecta, Diptera, Stratiomyidae. Gene Ontology annotation, cellular component: nucleus. The transcript has 2 exons. The record is from RefSeq and is a predicted model, not a curated record. Gene Ontology annotation, biological process: regulation of transcription by RNA polymerase II. Gene Ontology annotation, molecular function: DNA-binding transcription factor activity, RNA polymerase II-specific; RNA polymerase II cis-regulatory region sequence-specific DNA binding. The coding region runs from base 47 to 1210 and encodes 387 amino acids.
AUAGCUGCGAACUAUCGAUUAGGCAAUACACUCAAAUUUUUCGACGAUGAUCAACCGUUUCAUUGCUGAUCUAGAUACUCCACAGCAGAUCAUGCCAUCGAAUGCCUUUGAUGCUCAACAUAUACAAGUCUUGGACUUAUCUAAACGUCGCGAUUCGAUAGAAACAAGAAAAACCCCUUCACCUUACAACACGAAUUCAAGCCGCGAAUCAACUUCUCCCCACACUUCUACAGAGCGAACAUCUAGUCAACCGACCAUUCACCAAACUUUAUGCAGUCCCGGAUCAUCCAGCGGAUACCAAGCAAAUAGAUUCAAUUCAUCUCCAUACUCGAUAGACUAUUCCGCAACCCAUCCUCAGCAUUUGCAAUGUUAUUUUCCUCACGCCAGUCAAGCAGCUUCGCAUUUACAACAAAGCUUCAGCUUUUUACGUGAUCGUCAAUACAUUGCAGAACCUCUUGUGAAAUCCGAGCAUCAUUUUGACAAUGUUAAUCAAGUCCUACCUUACCAGCGGCAUUCUUCAACACAGUCACCACCUCCCCGAACUGCAAGCAGAACCUCAGACUUCGAUGAAAAAUACCAAGGAAAGUUGACCUCUGAUGAAACUAGGAUUACCCCUUUACCCCCUUUGAUUUAUCCAAAACUUGCAAAUCGCGAAGGAAAAGUUUCCAGACCAUUCAAGGCCUAUCCACGCGAUCCCCUGGCAAUGGCUGCCACAUUCACUGCAACCGAUGCACUGUUGGAUGUCCAGAAAGCUGAGAAAUACAGUGCAUUUCGAAAAAGGAUGCUGGAGCAAAUCCAUGCCUCGAACGGUGGACGCCCAACUGUAACGAAUCCGAAAAUGCGACGAAAUGGAUCUUCAACUUGUAAUGCUCAGGACGAACAAGUAAAUGAUAGUAGCAGCGGCAAUGAAGAUCAUAGCACAAGUGGUACGGAAUCAUGUAACCUCGCUGAUAGUAAAGACAAAUCAUGCGGGAACAACAACAAUUCAAAUGCAGUUAACCAAAAUGGCACUGUCAAGGAUGCAGCCUACUAUGAAAGGCGAAAAAAGAAUAAUGCUGCAGCGAAAAAAUCAAGAGACCGCCGAAGAAUCAAAGAGGACGAAAUCGCUGUACGGGCUGCGUUCCUUGAACACGAAAAUAUAGAGUUGAGGAUAGAGUUGGCUGCAUUAAAAAACCAACUGGCUAUGGUUGCCGCAAACUCUAAUAGAUAACAUACUGUAGUAUUCAUUUGUAUUUUCCUGUUGAAUUGUGCUUGUCCUUUUAGUGGAAGUUAUUCUUAUUUCUUAAUUUAUUAUUGACCCUUUGUUAAUGUGAUAAUGCCUGAAUGUUCGUACAAAUACAUGUAAAUUAACGAAAAACAAUGAUUCUCAUAUUUUUAAGACUCCAGAAUGUACAUAUGUAUAAAACGACAAAUAAAACACAAAGUAACAAAUA